Platichthys flesus (European flounder) is the source of this 6329-nucleotide messenger RNA. RefSeq names its product phosphodiesterase 4B, cAMP-specific a (gene pde4ba). The transcript has 9 exons. Gene Ontology annotation, cellular component: nucleus; cytosol; perinuclear region of cytoplasm. Gene Ontology annotation, molecular function: 3',5'-cyclic-AMP phosphodiesterase activity; transmembrane transporter binding. NCBI's taxonomy places the organism in Eukaryota, Metazoa, Chordata, Actinopteri, Pleuronectiformes, Pleuronectidae. Gene Ontology annotation, biological process: signal transduction. Bases 1505 to 3109 code for a protein of 534 amino acids. The record is from RefSeq and is a predicted model, not a curated record.
GUCCUUGUGACAGCUCAGCAGCUGCACCACAUGUCUGCCUGGGAAGGAGAAGGGGGAAGCCUCGUCUCCUAUCUCCUCUCCUGUCUCCUCCUCUCCCAACAACCAUACACUGGCUGACUGAUGCUGUUGCUAUGGCGUUGGGGUGUUCUGGUAAUUGGUGUGUACACACACACACACACACACAGACACACAAACACACUCACUCUCUGGCAGUAAGAGAAACCGCGGCCUGGUGUCAUCUAAAUUGGGGAAGGAUGCAAUUAUCUCCCAUCCCUCCUUUCUCUCUCUCUCCCUCCCCUCUCUGGUCGUCUCCCUGCUGUUUAAAAUAGUCUUCCGCGGACACCCUGACAGCAUCUAAUAAUAUUAUGGGAUGCGUAUAAUGAACAGGCUUUUGAGUGCCCCACAAUGGCUGCUGCACUCGGGGGUUGUCAGGAGACAACAGGAGUCUGGAGAGUGGGAGAGGAGCGGAUGAUUAUAGAGAUAAUGGCGAUGGAAAUACUGGCACUGCAAUUCUGGUUCCUCAAAACAUCCCCCGGGCCCUUCCUCAGGCCUCAUUGUCUCACUGCGGAGGGGGGGGCUCCAUGACAUUCCUUCACAAAAAAAGGAAAAAACCCUUUCAGAGGUAAUUACAGGGGCUGGAAACUGAAGAGGAUUUCUCCGCAGCACUCGUACAGCUGGAAAAAUGAAAGAGUUACAUCUGGAAUCCAUGUGUGGAUAUCAAGUAUCAAUCGGUCCCUGCACUACACUGAUGGAAAGCUGCAAUCAGGGUUUCCCCCCUUCUCCCCACUUUCUAUCAAAUCAUGUGUUCUGAAUAGUGUUGCUAUGGCUGGCAGAUUACAGCAGGGGAAAAAAGAGAUGGAUGAGGGAGGGAAUGAAAAAGGGGAGGAACAUGGAGGAACAUGGAGAGAGAGAGAGAGAGAGAGAGAGAGGAGCAGGGUAGGAGGGGGCGUGAGAGCUACAUCAGUGCGAGCAGCGAAGCAAGACAAAUCCAGCGGAGGAACCCCCCCUCCAGUCAGAUGAGCAUCGCUGCCUCACUCCCUCCUCCUCCUCCCGUCUCCAUCACUGUUUUUUUCACCCUCCUCCCUUCCUCGCUCCUUCUCCAUUAUUCAUCAGUGUGCUGAGAGUCCCCAGCUCACGGCUUCAGCUGCUGCUGCUCCAGCCGAUCCACCGAGCCCUGCUGGAUUUCCUCCUCCUCGUUCUCCUCCUCGCCAAGCCUGGCCACUGCGCCCGUAUCUCCCCUGCAUCCAUCCGUCCCUCCGUCCCUCCGUCCCUCCGUCCCCAGGCAUGGAGCCUCAGAGCUGGCCCCUUUCUGCUGCUGAGAGGCAGAGUGAGACGUCACCGAGCUGCUCUCUGAGCUCCUAAGAAGACAAACGCAAGAGGAGAGAAGAGGGGAUUUUUUUGGGGCCAUCGGAAAAGAAACCUGUUCAUCUGCCUCUGUUCUUUUUCCUUUUUCCAUUGGAUUACAGUUCUGGCUUUGUGUAGGAACGAGAAAACCGGGUCCAAAAUGCCUGAAGCCAAUUACCUGCUGUCGGUGUCUUGGGGUUACAUUAAGUUCAAGAGAAUGUUGAAUCGGGAGUUGACGCACCUAUCUGAGAUGAGUCGGUCUGGGAACCAGGUGUCCGAAUUCAUCUCCAACACCUUCCUAGAGAAACAGAAUGACAUGGAGAUCCCGUCGCCGACGUCCAAGACACGAGAGAAGAAGAAGCAGCAGCAGAAGCAGCAGCUGAUGACCCAGAUCAGCGGGGUCAAGAAGGUCUCCCACGGGCCCUCGCUCUCCACCAGCAGCAUCUCUCGCUUCGGCGUCAAGACGGACAAAGAGGAGCUGCUGGCCAAGGAGCUGGAGGAUCUGAACAAGUGGGGCCUGAACAUCUUCACCGUGUCCGAGUUCUCCAACAGCCGACCUCUGACCUGCAUCAUGUACGCCAUCUUCCAGGAGCGAGACAUGUUAAAAACCUUCAAGAUCCCGGUGGACACGUUCGUGGCCUACAUGAUGACGCUGGAGGACCACUACCAUUCAGACGUGGCGUACCACAACAGCCUACACGCUGCUGACGUGGCCCAAUCCACCCACAUCCUCCUGUCGACUCCAGCCCUGGACGCGGUCUUCACAGAUCUGGAGAUCCUAGCAGCCAUCUUCGGGGCAGCUAUCCACGAUGUUGACCAUCCUGGAGUUUCAAACCAAUUCCUUAUCAACACCAACUCCGAGCUGGCGUUGAUGUACAACGACGAGUCUGUGCUGGAGAACCAUCACCUGGCCGUGGGAUUCAAGCUGCUGCAGGAGGACAACUGUGACAUCUUCCAGAACAUCCCCAAGAAGCAGAGACAGUCUCUACGCAAGAUGGUCAUCGACAUGGUCUUGGCCACUGACAUGUCCAAACACAUGAGUCUGCUGGCUGAUCUGAAGACGAUGGUGGAGACCAAGAAGGUGACGAGCUCUGGAGUGCUGCUGCUGGACAACUAUACCGACAGGAUACAGGUGCUACGUAACAUGGUGCACUGUGCUGACCUGAGUAACCCCACCAAGUCCCUGGAGCUGUAUCGCCAGUGGACCGAUCGGAUAAUGGAUGAGUUCUUCCACCAGGGAGACAGAGAGAGGGAGAGGGGGAUGGAGAUCAGCCCCAUGUGUGAUAAACACACAGCCUCGGUGGAAAAGAGCCAGGUGGGUUUCAUUGACUACAUCGUGCACCCUCUGUGGGAGACCUGGGCGGAUCUGGUCCACCCGGACGCCCAGGACAUUCUGGACACUCUGGAAGACAACAGGAACUGGUACCAGAGCAUGAUCCCCCAGAGUCCCUCCCCUCCCUUCUACGACCAGGGCUCGCACGGACACAGCGGCGGCACCGGAGGCCAGGGGGGCGGGGAGAAGUUCCAGUUUGAGCUGACCUUGGAGGAGGAGGACUUGGAUGGAAUAGAGAAAAACGGCGAAGGGGAGGAGGAGGAGGAGGAAGGCGAAGAAGAAGAAGAAGAAGACUUAGAAGAGGAGGAGGACAGUGUGGGAUCUCCUCCCCUGGACUACUUGGACAGUCAGGAGCACGAGGGGGGCCGGAUGAUCGAGCCCACGUCAGCAAUAGAAAUCGUGACACAUGAGGCGUCGCCCACAGAUACAUAGGGUUUCCAGCAUCAUCCUGACGCGGUGAUUUGAAAGUUUUUUGGAGGAAAAGAGGGGAAAUCCUCUUGCAGCUGUGCUUUUUAACAAGCCCACAGAGGCAAGGGCUUGGUUCUGGCCCGCACACGGGCGUCUUGCACUUGGGUGUUUGAAGCCAGACGAGGACGGACAGUUUCAGUGAAGCGGCUUCAGAGUUCUCAGGAAAUAACUGCUGCGAACAUUUAGUCCUGGUGGACAGACGAGACUCGGGGGUUGGAGCUUGAAGGAUUUCGGCCAGUUUGGGAAAUGGUUACUUUCAUUUUCUGGACUGGCGUUAUGAAAAUGGACAAUGACACUACUGAGAGAAGUUUUGUACCUUAAGACUUUUUUACAGAUAUGAUCUAGAAGUAGCAUAGAGUCAAGAUCGACAGAUGGAGACACGUUUGUAUAGCAAGAGAAAGUGUUUACUUUUUUCCUGUACCAUUUGUCAAAGGACUUUUGUGUGCCUUUUUUACUAUUGUCUUUAUAAUAGUUUUUUAUUUAUUGAACACUCUAGUAUGUCUGUGAAAUAUUUUUUUUUUUUUUAUUAUCUGAAAGAGCAAAAUCUUUUUUGUAUGUUUAAGAAAAAGAGAACAGUCUUCCAUGUAUUGGGCAAUAGAGAAAUCCAAACAAACAUCGACAAACAACUCUCGGACAAACUCAUCUAAAUAGGGAAACAUGAACAUCCACAUAUUCAACGCACAUUUUUUAUCAAUUUCUGUUUUGCGGACUGAGCACAACGUGUUCUUUGCGUUCGUUACACACACUCGUGGUUCAUGUUACAGUCGGUGAAUGUCACAGUCACACUGAAAUACAUUAGGGUCUAUUUUCACGCCUCACACAUCUUUCCUUCUUUCUUUGUACCUGUCUGCAAACCAUUUGUACCUCCUACAGUUUUCUAUUCAGAUGCACCACACUGGCUCAAUCAGGAUAUGAAAACAUUGACUUAAUAUCAUACAAUAAGAUAUUCCUGCAGAAUUCUCAUUGAUGGGAUAUUUUAUUUAUAUGACUUUAGCUUUUUGUUGUGUUGGUGUGGACGUAAGCACGACUAGAAACAAAUCGCUCUCACAACAACAACCUGCUUAGAUGCAGGGUAAAAAUCCAAAAUGAAGUCUGCCAAGGACACAAUGCACAACAGCGGUGGAUCUAUUUUUAGCCCACAGGUAUGCUGCAGUCUUAAUAAUCCUGUUAGUGGGAAUGGGUCCUGACCCCCAGACCCCCCCCCCCCACCCCACCCUGCAAUCCAGCCCAGAUCAGAUGAAGGAAGGUGCUCUUACAGUCGCCUCUCUGAAAGCCACUCUCACGCCCUAAUCAACACCGUGAUAUGCAGCCCCCCCCCCGGGCUCCAUUGACACGACCCCCCCAAAAAACAAUCAGUCGGGCUAUUUCUUCCUCGUGGUACAAAUCCCUCGAGUGCCGCUUCUGCUCAUUGACGUCACUUUAAUUAUUUCCGUCUCCACGGUGUCGGGUUCCCGGGGACGGUGGAGUUAUUAGGAUUUUGAAACAGGUUGUUCCACUGGAAUCAGCGUGGCCGACAGAAUAAUUAGAUGCUCUAUUUUUUAAAACAAACCAAAUAAACGUCUCUGUUCGAUUCCCUCACUGAUGCAUUAAGGGAAAAAUGGGUUGAAUAAUGGUUUGCAGACGUUUCUCCUCCCGUGGCUUCCGUGACUGAAUCUUUCUGGAUGUUCCAGUUGCAUUUUGUAAUGGCUUAUCUCUCCAUGUUCAUGUUGGUUUACUGACUCACAAGGUACUUCAUCUAGUUUCACUCCAGCAUGCUUCAGUGGCAAUCGUUUGUGUGCAGUUUGUACGUGCGGAUGGUUUUUGUAUGUGUGUGUGUGCGUGUGUUUGGAUGUGCUGACUUUGUCACCAGGCCUUACCCCCCCCCCAUCACUCCACACCUUCGUCGCUACUGUUUGUCGCUAGGAGCUCAAGUUGGUCCUUUUUGCUGUUUAUAACAGUGUGUAUUUAUUCUAUACUUUAAGCUUGUAAAUAAGAAAUACUGGUUCAGUGUAAAAUCUAUUUUAAUUUAUAUGCACUUGCAUUACCUGGAAGUGGUGGUGUCUAAUGUGUAGAAGACUCUGGAUUAGAGUCUUUUUAUAGAUGUAUUAUAUAUUGAUAUAUAUUGUUUUCACACACACACACACACACACACACACACACAUAUAUAUAUAUAUAUGGAGCUAUCUAUAUAUAGAUAUUAUUGCCCAGCAGAGCAGCAGCUAAACAGACAUGUUGUUGUUGUCACAUGAGAACCUUGUAACUCUAACUAUAAUUUAUUUUUUAAAUCAAAAUUAAAAGUCUUUUAAUGUACCGUCACACACAAAGCGAAUGACUUCAUAACAUUAUGCAUGAAUAUUAAACCAAAAAGAUUCUUACUUAAGCAUCGUUUUUAAUUCUUUUUUGUAUUAUUUAACUGUUCAAUUUCUGGAAAAUAAGUUUCAUUCAUUAAAAUCUCUUUAAUUUUUUAUGAUUGCAAAAACUAUUUUAGCUCAACAGAGUUUUUCACAGUGCAAGGUUUUCAUGUGACGGCAGCAUCUGGGUAACCCGGAGGCAACAUAGAGGACAUGUUAAACAGCAUAGGCUUGGAUAUAGGACACAUAAAAGCUAGGGAACCAGUGCUCGGUAUCAAAGUGUGGAAGUGGCUGAUUAUCUCUCAGCCGUCACUUCCUCAUCCAGCGUGUGAGCUCAGAUCGCUGAUACGAGGCCUGACACCGACUCGACUGACAAACACCAAGCGCUCGUCUCCUUCUCACACUCGACACACUUUCAUGUACAAGUAGAUAAGACGGGGACGGUAUUGGUAGCAUGCUACAAUACGCCCAGCACAGACGUGACUCGUUCUGAAUUAACAACAAAACACGAUCUUAUGUAACUGAUUGUGCUAAUGUGUGAACUCUCUCUGACCAAACUUGUUAGCAGUUUUGAAAUUCAAAAUUUGUCAGUAUUAACAUUGUUUAUCUAUGUUCAAGCUUUUUCCUUUUUUCCUGGUCCUAGUUGUGUCCAAUUGGUUAGCCAGAUUUAGCACUAUCUGCAUGAGAGGUGGGGUUUUUCUAAUUGUCAAUAAUAUGUUCAAGUCCGCCAGUUAUUGCCGGUGGGUUAUUCAAUGUUUCACACAAUGUAUGGUAUUAUAUUGUAUAUUGUGUUCAAGAAUAAAUCUGAAAUACUUUUUCUAUGAAGUGAUUAAAAGCAAAGCAUGAAUAUAUUC